Molecule: messenger RNA, 2085 nt
Organism: Aspergillus candidus
Lineage: Eukaryota; Fungi; Ascomycota; Eurotiomycetes; Eurotiales; Aspergillaceae
Product: transport protein particle component-domain-containing protein
Exons: 10
Coding region: 1-2085 (694 amino acids)
Biological process (GO): endoplasmic reticulum to Golgi vesicle-mediated transport; regulation of GTPase activity
Cellular component (GO): cis-Golgi network; TRAPP complex; trans-Golgi network
Molecular function (GO): zinc ion binding
Source: RefSeq, a predicted model, not a curated record
AUGACCUCCGUCACCCAGUCUCAGGAGCUCCAAAGCGUAGUAGCUUUGGUCAAGACGCUCACAAAUGUGCAGCUGAAAGAUAUCCUAAGGAGGGAGGGGCUCGCUGUCUCUGGGGUGAAGGCUUCACUGCAACUCAGGAUAAUCGAUUUUUUGGAGCGCCUCAGCCAAGCAGGACAAUUCGAGCGUUAUGACAGCCUGAGGAAAUUUAUCUACGCCACGGCAAAUCGGUCAAUGCCUUCCCCAUCACACUCGCAGGUUUUUUCUGGAGAACAACAUCGAACAUCCUCGAUCAGCCAAUCCACGCCUGUGCAGCAAAGACCUUCUCCAUUAGGGAUUUCGAUGUCCCCGCAUGGGGUAGGGUCCGCCCGAGAACAAACAAGAGACAGUGUGGAGCUUCGAGUUGUUCUUAGCCCCAGUGUAGCGUCUAGGAUGCAAGCAGACCCGAACAUUCGGGUUAUGGUUUAUUGCGCUGCAGAUUCUGGCCUUACCCAAUAUACCAAGUCGGAUAUUGCUUUUCCGCACCAAGUUGAGCUAAAGGCAAACCUUGACGAAGUCAAAGCCAAUUUGAGAGGUCUCAAAAAUAAGCCUGGGACAACUAGACCUGCCGACGUAACAAACUAUAUUCGCAAAAGACCAGGGUAUCCAAACCAUAUCGUCAUGACGUAUGCCCUCACCCAAAAGAGGUUCUAUGUUCUUGCCAAUCUCGUCCAGCGACACCCAGUUGAGACUCUCGUAGCCGAGCUGAAAAUGAGGAAAACAAUACCCAAAGAACAGGUUAUACGGGAAAUGAGAAGCAGGGCGGACGAUUCGGACAUUGUUGCUACCUCGAGCGUGAUGUCGUUAAAAUGCCCUCUGUCCACGCUUCGAAUCCAAGUUCCCUGCCGCUCGCUCAUCUGUACCCAUAACCGUUGUUUUGAUGCAUCGUCUUUCUUGCAAUUGCAGGAGCAGGCGCCAACUUGGUCAUGCCCAAUUUGCUCCAAAGCAACUAGCUUCGAAUCACUGCAUGUUGACCAGUAUGUCGAUGAUAUACUUCACUCAACAACAUCAGAUGUCGAACAGGUAGUCAUAGAACCUGAUGGCAGAUGGUCAGCUCCAAAAGGCGACGAUGCAACGGGUGCUGAUGGCUUUAACCCGGCGUCAGAUGAAGACGAGCUAAUAGAGGUCAGAGAGCCCGGGGUCACUCCCAUAAAGCAAGAAGCAACUUCCGCGCAAAGCUAUUCUUUGCUUUGCACUCCUACCCAAUCACGAGAACCAUCAACAGCGUCUGCUGCUCACCAAUCUACCAAUAAGCGUAGCGUGGCUCAAGUAAUCGACCUUACUGCAAGUGAUGAUGAAGAUGAUGAUUCUCCUGUAAGACCGGCAAAACGACCGGCCUUGAAUACCUUCGAUCGAUUUUUACCUGGACAGGAGACCCGGAAUCUAAAUAGUACUGGUUUCUCAAACGGAGCAGCUUUGGCAUUUGCAAGCCAGACCAGUUCAGAAUCCCCGGCCCAGACAGGUGGCUAUGACGCCAUGUCUUUCGAGACGACCAGUUCAUCCCUGAAUAUCUCCUCCGAUCCCCACGCGCGCCUCGUCAGCACAUCAUGUCUCGAUUUUCUCCUCAUAGAACUGGUCCCCAUGGCCGAACGGCUCGCGAAAGAACUCUCGGACAAUGAUAGAAUACUGGAAGAUGAGGAAGUCCGAGAGACUACCUUCUUUCGCCUCGAGUCUUUGGGUUAUCGGGUGGGACAGGGUCUUGUAGAACGAUUCGCUCGCGACCGUCCCCGAUUUAGCGACAACCUGGAUGUAAUCAAGUUCCUGUGCAAGGACUUGUGGUCUAUACUGUUCAGGAAGCAGAUCGAUAAUCUUAAAACCAAUCACCGGGGUGUCUACGUGUUAACCGAUAGUUCCUUUCGACCAUUCGCGCGGAUGAGUAUGUCUGUCAGGGGUGACGCUGUAACAGUGGCUCAAGCGUACCUCUGGUUUCCGUGUGGCAUUAUACGUGGAGCGCUUUCCAAUCUGGGUAUCAAUACAACCGUUCAAGCAGAGACAACCGAGCUCCCCGGGGCAACAUUCCAGAUCAAGACGGUGCAGUCAAAACCGUAG